Penicillium lagena is the source of this 1074-nucleotide messenger RNA. RefSeq lists its product as uncharacterized. Lineage: Eukaryota; Fungi; Ascomycota; Eurotiomycetes; Eurotiales; Aspergillaceae. Bases 1 to 1074 code for a protein of 357 amino acids. The transcript is spliced from 3 exons. The record is from RefSeq and is a predicted model, not a curated record.
AUGUCACCAGUUCCUGCGACAGAGGGAACUGUCCGGGCCAGACCGGAAGACGAGGCUCAGCGGGAUCUGCAAGUCCUUAAUUCCGGCGUUAUGACCACAGGAAGAUUGCAGAGAGGCUCAGCAGAGAGUGAUAUAGGCCGAAUCUUCGCAGAUGCUAACGGUCUGUUCUCCUCUCCUCAUGGUCAGGCAUCACUCGCCACGAUUGAGCUCACGCCAAAUGACCAUGAUCGACUUCUUGAACUCUGUAAGAGGUUUGAUCGAUGUCUAGGACCAAUAUUAAUCCUCUUCACUCUUGAUGUAGGUCUGCUGACCCUGUUCGGAUCUAUUAUCCUCACUGACGUGUCUUGUGGUGAAAGUGUGCUCUUUCUGCUAUCGGGAACUGGUCAAAACAUCUAUCGCGUGCACAUUCAAUCCUAUGGGCCUGUGGAGGACCUAGUGCCCUCACAAAUGCCCGUGUCCGAUCCCAGGUCAGCAUGUUGGUAUGAGCUAGUCCACCAAAGCGAGAUUGCCCGAUCCAUGAGAUGGCUGAACUUCGAUAUCACACCCGUGCUAGAAAUUGAAAUGGAAUUGACCAAGUGGAAUAAUAACGUCAGAUCCUCCAUUGAUGAGAAUCCUAUGAGCAGGGAGCUCUCUGAUGCCGAAAGGGAGCAAAACUUUCACAAACAGCAGGAUCGUUACCACUGUGCAGAAGCCUGGAGGUAUGCAUUGCUUCUUUAUAUAGAAAGUGUCUUCAAAUCCGACCACCAACGAUGCACCGCGAGGCAAAACAAAGUGCUUCGCAGUACGAUUGAUCAUACUAAGUGUUGCAGGCGAACUUCCCAAACACAGAAGCAACUUCUACUUCCGGUUUUCCUCGCUGGCAGCGUCACCUCAGAUCAAGACACGCGGGAGUUCGUCAAAGACUACUGUACUUAUUGGGGAGAGAAAAGUCGGUAUAGCAUGUUUAACUCUGUGCCUCUACUCCUGGACGAAGUCUGGAGCUCCGGAAAGUGGUGGGGUGCAGUCGUCGACAACGAAACAAGAACCCCAGCCCUGUUCACGGAUCAGGGUGCUACGCAACUUUUGUUAGGAUGA